Molecule: messenger RNA, 705 nt
Organism: Saccostrea cuccullata (small rock oyster)
Lineage: Eukaryota; Metazoa; Mollusca; Bivalvia; Ostreida; Ostreidae
Exons: 5
Coding region: 46-597 (183 amino acids)
Source: RefSeq, a predicted model, not a curated record
GUCCGGUCACCCUGCGUCCCACGCAGAUAACACAGAGGAGACAAAAUGAAGAUCAACUUUUUACUGGUUCUGUUACUGGGUCUUUUGGCUGUGUCUUACGGAUUCCAGCUCCGUGGGAGAAAUCGCGGGGGCGGCCGUGGGGGCGGAGGGAGAGGAGCAGGGACGACUGAAGCUAAUGAUUUUGGUACCGAUGAUGAUAAUGAUGAUGAUGAUGAUGAUUCCGAUGAUGACGGGGGUAGAGACGGACGUCGGGGACGUCUCCCUCGUCUCAUAGUUGAGGUGAUCGCCAGAAGAAUUCAACAGCAGCUUCAAGCUUGUGGCGUCCCAGAAUUGGACAGCCCUGUAACGACAUAUAAAGAUGCCUUCAAUGGUCUAGCAAUGCUUCUCCUCGCCGACUGUGACGGCGGGUACCCGGGAUCAACACCCCCAGGGCCUGACCCCUCUUGGGCACCCCCUACAGGCCCAGGACCCUCAGGACCUGCGACAGGACCCACCACCGGUAACCCUCCACCAGCCACCAGCGUGGUCCCCGCCAGAGAGUUUGAAGAUAAAGUUGUCAGGGAACUGCUUGCUUACCUGCAAAGGAAGGAGAACUAAUACAGACCUCGACUAAUGUCAGAAACUGGAUAAAAUAUAAAGUUUUAUUUGAAAUCCAUUUUUUCCUUAUAGAUUGCAGUUGUUUUUAAAAAUAAAUUUUCAAAGAUU